AUGACCAGUCCUACAGGAUCCCGCACCCUGCAGCUGCCUUGGGUCUCUGCCUUUCAGACUUUAUCCAAGAAGAACAGGUCUUCCACCCUCCCCGAGACCCAUGAUCCCCCAGUUGUGGACGCCAAGAUAGCCGGUCUCACAGACCAUGCUCAGCUGAGUGCUCUGGUGUUCGUAGAGAGCCAGCCUACAACAUCGGAUGAGACAGUGGUGGCUGGUGGAACAGUGGUGCUCAAGUGCCAGGUGGAGGAUCCCGAUGACUCCUCGCUGCAGUGGUCCAACCCUGCCCAGCAGACCCUCUACUUUGGGGAGAAACGAGCCCUGCGAGAUAACAGGAUCCAGCUGGAGAAGUCCACACCGAAUGAGCUGACCAUCAGCAUCAGUGAUGUGGUGCUGUCAGAUGAGGGUGAAUACACUUGCUCCAUCUUCACCAUGCCUGUGCGGACUGCGAAGGCCCUCGUCACUGUGCUAGGAAUCCCGCAGAAACCCCAAAUCUUUGGUCAUGAGCAGCCCAUUGAUGAAGAGAAGAUAGCCCGGCUGACCUGCCGGUCCUCUGGCAGCAAGCCUGCAGCCCAGCUCCGGUGGAGGAAAGGCAACAAGGAGCUGAAGGAUGAGGGCACUGAGGUGGUAGAGGACCCCAACGGGAAGACCUUCACUGUGAGCAGUCGGGUGGAGUUCCGCGUCACCAAGGAGGACAACGAUGCUGAAGUAACCUGCACUGUGGACCACGAGUCCCUGCAGAACACAGAGAGAUCAACCACGCAGAAGCUGCAGGUCCACUACAAGCCAACGGCAAAGAUCGAGCCGCAUCCCCUGUACCCACGGGAAGGCGAGAAGCUCCGGCUGCAGUGCGACGGGCAGGGCAACCCCGUCCCCCAGGAGUUCCUGUGGGAGAAGGAAGGCAGCGAUGCGCCCCUGCAGCUGAGCUCUGACAGCGUCCUCAUCUUCCCCUUCCUCAACAAGAGCGACAGCGGCACCUACGUCUGCACGGCCACCAGCUCCAUGGGCAGCGUCGUGGCCAAGUACAACCUUGACGUCAGUGAUGCCAGCCCAGUGCCAUCGACCUCCGGCACAUACCAUGCGGUUAUUGGUGGAGUGGUUGCCGUCAUCGUCUUUCUUCUGCUCAGCCUCCUCAUUGUCUUGGGACACUACCUGAUCAGACACAAAGGUACCUACCUGACCCAUGAGGCCAAGGGGUCAGAUGAUGCCCCAGAUGCAGACACAGCCAUCAUCAAUGCAGAGGGCGGCCAAGCCAGCGGUGAUGACAAGAAGGAAUAUUUCAUCUAGGGGCGCUGGAGAGGGUGAGAUAUGGAGCCAACAAACCCCAAUGCAAAUGGAAACCAGACCACAAACCCAACUCAACCCAACAGAUUUUCUCUCGUGCCCGGGACGGGCAGACGGACGGACAGAGGGAUGGCGGGACAGAGAGCAGAGAGCGACCAGCCUGAGACAUGAUGCUUCUUCUUGAACUUGUACAAAACGUUAUUAUCACGAACAGUGAAAGCCCUGGCCCCGUUUGCUUGCUUGCACCACCAUCCCUGCGACCGACGCUCGCACUAAAUACAGACCAACCAGUGAGUGAGCGACUUUUCCUUCUUCCUUUGGACCUUUGCUUUGGUUUCGUGGCUGCUCUUUGCUUUGGGCCCUUGGUUGGGAUGUUGGGCUGGGGUUGAUGUAGCUCUUUCCUUUGUUUCUCUCCAUUUUGGUUUCUUUUACAUUCAAGGAUAAAAUCAGCUCCAGGCUGUGGCACAAGCUCCGGGCACCCAGGUGGCCUCUCUGUCACUGACACUUGCCUUGUGCCUCCCACCAAGAGCUGGGACCUGUGUCCCCAUCCCCCCCCCCCAGCGUCAGCUGCUGCAUGAUUCCCCAAGCCAAACUCACGGUGCUGCCUGUGGGCUGGGGAUGGGGGAGUGCCAUGGGCCCCGGUGCAGCAGACAGGAUAGGGUUCUGCAUGCCCAGAGCAGGAUGCUGAUGGGCAGCAUCUCUGCCUUUGAGGGCUCAGCAUGCAUUGCCUUUGGGAGUGCAGCUCGGGGCAAGCGGGGAGGGACGCUGGGACCCUGCACUGAUUUUAUCCUUGGUGGUUCUUGUCAAACAAUGUCCAUUCGGGAGGAGAACUGUCCUCGUGUGAUAGAUGUGUGAAGGGGGAUGAGCUUCCAGGGUGGGAACCGCUGAGGCCCCCGGAGAGACUGGGAGCUGCUGAGCAACUGCAGUUCCCUGUUCCCACCCCAGCGGGAGGGGGGAGGGCAGGGGCUUGGGGGCAAAUCUGGAGCCCCAAGUUGCAAAUUCUCAGAUUGGAAACAUCAAUUAAACCAUCUAUUGAGAUGUUCAGUGGAGGAGGCCACCUGCACCGGGAACACAGGGUAGAGCCAGGAGAUCCAGCAGGCCUGCGGCCAUCAUGACUCCCCUCUUUCCUGGGCCCAGCUCUGGGGCCUCGGAAGCCUCUAGAAAGGGUAGUUUAAACUCCAAGAAUUACUGCAAUGGAAGCUGACAUGGCCCAGUGGCCCUACGGGACGUGAGCUGGAAACAACCUGGUCAACACUGCCACCAGCCCAGGGCGAUAUGAGGCCUGUGAUUUCUGUUGGCCGGGAAGAGAGAGGCUCCAUCGGGGUCUGUUCCUUGGACCUGUCUGCUCCCAUUUCCUUCCUGGCCCCCUCCCAGAGAAGGGUGCUGAGUAUGGCGCUGUGCUGAGGAGCACGGGACCCCACAGAGAGACAUGCAGCUUGAUCUAGCCCAGAACAGAGCUUAGCCAAGCUGGGGAAAAGGGGGGGAUUCGGCUAUAGAUUAGGCUGGCGGGUGGGCAUCUAUCCUCACUGUUCGGGAUGCUGGACCCCAUGUCACAUCUGAGACGUUCCCUCAGUCCUGGUGAGUUCCUGUUUGGAAAAGGCUAUUUUCCUCCUGGUUCUAAGGGCUGCAGCCAACAGCAGUCUGAGUGCCCAGAUUUAGUGUCUUGAUAGUUUAGGGGUCUCUGUGGAGGCUCGGUGGGAGGCUUGCCCUGUUUUUUACCUGUGUGGGGCCUCCCUGGGGAGAAACUGUAUCUCUUCCAAGUCAGACAAAAGCCAGAAGCUUUUUCUGACCUCUCCAACAUGUCCCAGGGGUCCACUUUCCUCACCCCAACCCUACACCCACCAUCCAUGGGAUGCACAUUGCAGCUGCACGGGGUUGUGCGCUCCAGCUAUCUGCAGGAUACCCUAUGCCUCCCUGGAGAGCCAGGCCUUGCCCGUGACACUUGGGAUGAGGUCUCCCACAUGCCCAGCAGCCCAGCAUUGCUUGGCCUGGACAUGAGAGGUUGCCGGAGCUGCUCUUCGGCUGUGCACCCCUUUGAUUUCGGGGUGUCCGGGGAAGGAGAGCACUUCUGGAAGGAGGCAAAGCCUGCAGUGGCCUGGGUAACUUCACCUGAAAGGUAAAGGAAGAGCCUAUUUCCUCUGCCGUGGGGUACAAGAUGGCUGUGCCACUUGUCAUGGGUUGGUAAUGUCCCUCUGGUCCAGACCCUUAGAGCAGAGAUCCAUGCACAUGGCACAGAGAAAAAGGCCCCAGGAAGCCUUCCCAGAGUGCGUGGUGCUGGAAGUAGGGUAGUGGGGCUGCAGAGCCUAGGGCUGGUGCUGGGAAGCCAAAAGCAGCGCUGGGGUGCAGGGUGCCUGGAGCAGAGCAGAAGUAAGGAAGGGGUUUGGCACAGCUAUAGCUUUUGGGAGUGUGAAUGAAUGAUGUGGUAGCAUUUGUCUCACAGGCAGAGAUGUGACUAGAUUCACCACAGCUAAAUUGUCUGUCAGGGGCACACAGGCAACAGGAUGUUACACACCUUGAGAAAGAAAUGCAUAAAGUUUUUAUCACACGUGAUGAAGAAAACCUGUUGUUUUCCCCACUUUGUUCUUCCCUUUACAUCUGUUUGGAGGAGGACGUUGGCCUUGACACAGCCCUUCCUGAGUGCAGUGUCCCAAAAUGCAGGGGGACGAGCCAGGAGAGGAGAACAGGCAGAGCCAUCUCACAGCUGUGCUCCUUUUUAUUGUCAUUUUUGGAAGAAUUACUCAUGUAGGAAGGAUCUCACUCGUACAGUCAGCACACAACCCAUGUAGAGCGGCCUGUAUCUGCAGAGAGUCUGAGACAAUAGCUCUGAGAUCAUUUCAAGAGAUGCUAACAUCGCUGCAACAGAUAACACUGCAAAUGUCGAUGCUGUUAACUACUUCACUGCACACCUGAGCAUGUAUGAAUGUGUGAUCUGAUGCUACUCUGAAGCUCUUUAACAUCCACUAUUGAAUAGACGUAAUUCCUUAAAAUAAAGAUGUAAGGACGUGUUUUCAAAUAUAAUUUAAUCUUAUUAUAAGUCUACGUGGUGUAGAUCAUUAUAAAAACCACCCCUCACUGGGGAUCUGCGAGGGAGAGGGGUUAAAUGGUUACAUCUUCCUGAAGAAAGGGACUCAGGUAUUUAAGGUUAGAAAGUGAGAUUGUGCCCCAUGAGAGGCAUUGGGCCACAGGCACAGCCAAGCAGCACACGAGCUUUUCAGCCACCUGACUCCAGCACUGCCACCCCAGAGCUGCUUCAGGGGCUGGUGCAGGCAGCUGUUGUUGCUGCUGUCUUGGGUGCCUGAGCCAAGGCUCCAGCUGGUUGCUCUCCCCUCACUGGCUGCAAAGUGUACCCUUCCCCAGGCCGUCCCCCAAACACUGACAGCUGUAGCACACCUGGGAAACUGGCUUCUGUGUUUGCUCAAGCUCCAGCAUAGGCGUCAUCAGUGUUGCCAAGCACCAGAAACAAACCUUAGCUACCUUUUUCACCUGGUCAGAGAGAACAGGAUUUGGCCUUCAUGCAGAUCCCAUGUCAUAGCAGAAGUCGCAGGAAACCUCCCACCCUCUUCAGUGGUGCUGAGUGCAGACAUCUCCCAUGGAGCAGGGAGGACCCAGCAUGGGCAGCACAUUGUGGCUGGAGCCAUUGCCUCCUCCAGACAUUAGCUAAGGAUGGGCCAAGCCUCACCUCGAGUGGGCCCAUUCCCCUCCUCUGGCCACAAAGGCCCAGUGAAAGGUUGAGCCAUGAUUGCAGACAUGGCAGACAUGUGAAAGUGGUGAGAGGAGGCACGCAACACAGGGGCUGUGUGUGCAAGCAAGAGCCAAAAGGCUUUUGUAGAUGCAAGGGAGUGAUAGACACGCUGUGUCAAGGGUGUGAGGGUAGUAAAGACACCCAUGUUAUGAGGGGUGACAGAUGCAUCAGGUCUCAGGUGUGAGGAGUGAUGAAUACCCCAUGUCAUGAGUAGGAAGUGGUGGUGGAGAUACCAUCUCAAGGCUGUGAUGCAGUGAUGGGAUACGUCACGGUGCGUGAGGGCUGACGGUCAGUGUUGUCUCACAAGUGAUGGUACAUCAUACUGCUCGUGGAAGGGGCGAUGAGAUACAUCACAUUGCAAGUGUUGUGGAUAUUGCAUGUAUGAGGCCAUGAAUAUGUUAUGUCACAAGAGUGAGGUGUUGUGGGAUGCACCAUUUUGUGAGCCUGCGAAAUGGUAGGAUACACCAUGCAUUGAGUGUUUCGGGGCGAUGAAUACACCAUUUCAGGAGUGUGAAGAAUAACAGAUAAAUGGGGUUGUGAGUGGGGGGCGUGAUGAGUUACACGGUGUUGUGUGUUGGGGUGAUGGGAUGCACUGCAUUGUGCAUCUGAGGGACAGUGGGGUUCACUGUGUCGCCAGUGUAAGGCAGUGAUGGGGUACGCUGUGUUGUGAGUGUGAGAAGUGAUGAGCUACACUAUACCAUGAUUGUGUUGUGGCCAUGUUGUGCGUGUGGGGGAUGAUGGGGUACACCCUCUAUUGAGUAGCUGCUGGUGGGAUACACCUGGUAUUGAGCAUUUUGUGUGCUGGGAUACACCGUGUUGUGAGUGUGAGCGAUGCUGGGAUACACUGGGUCAUGCAUGUAAAGGUGAGUUAGGUACACCAUGUCACAAGUGUGAGAGAUUGUGGGCUAUACCUUAAUAGCAUAGGAGAUGGGAUAAAAAUGUGUAUGAAGCAGUCAUGGGAUGCACUGUGUUACAAAAUAACAGAAUAAGGAGACCCACCUUGUUUAAGUCUGUGGGGCGAUGAGACACAGCAGAGUGCUAGGGUAAGGAGCAAUGGGAUACCCUUGGAUUAUGACACAGGGUGUUGGGGUGAUCAGCUACACCAUGUCCCGAGUGGGAGGGAUGACAUGAUAUGCUGUGUAGCAGCUGUGAGGGCUGAUGGGAUCCAGUGUGCCAUGAAGGGGAGGCUAUGAUUAGAAAUACCACUUAACAACUCUGAAGUGUCAUGGGCUACACCGUGCCAUGGGUAUGAGGGCGAAUGUAAUACAUGAAAGCGUGAGAGGUGAUGGCAGACACCAUGUGCCAAGCACAUUGUACACUGUGUCUCAAGGGUAAGGGGCUGAUGGGCUGCCAUGUCUCAUGGUUGUGAUUGGGCAAUGGGCUGUGCCAUGCCAUGAGGAUGAGCAGUGACAGGGAGACAUCAUCUUAUGGAAGCCCUGUGUCAGAAAUGUGGGAGGUGACAGGGAUAUACCAUGUCACUAGUGUGGGAGAUGAGCGGAUAUACCACGUGACUAGUGUAGGGAGGUGAUGAUAUACACUGUCACUAGUGUGAGAGGUUACGGGAUACACCAUGUCUGUGUGAUGGGGAAGUGACAAGAUACAACACGUCAAUAGGGUGGAGGGUGGGAGAUGAUGGAUACACUGCACCAAGUGUGGGGAGUGACGAGAUAAGCCAUGUCACUGCUGUCAGGAGUGACGGGAUACACCAUGUCACAGGUAUGGGGAGGAGAUAAGAUAGACCAUAUCACCAGUGUGGGGGGUGAUGGGAUACGUUAUUUCACUAGCAAGAGUGGUGAUGGGACGCAUCAUGUCAGUUGUGUGGGGAGGAGAUGGGAUAUACCAUAUCAGUAGGCUGAAGAGGUGAGGAGCCACACCAUGUUGCAGGUGUAAGGGGUGAUGAGAUACACUGUGGCACUAGUGUGGGGAGGUGAUGGGAUACACCAUGUGUCACCAGAGUGGCUGAUGAUGGGGUACACCAUGUUGUGGGUAUGGAGAGGUGAAGGGACACAUGCCAUGUCACUGGUGUGAGGAGGUGAAGGUGUGCACUGCGUCAGCAGUGUGAGGAGGUGAUGGGACACACUAUGUCACUAGUGUGGUGACAUAAGGGGAUGCACUGUUACAGUGGAGAGUGGACACCCAGGACUGAGCUUGUGCCUACCACUGUGAGCACCCAGUAGAGCCAGGCACUGUCACUGCAUUGGUAGGAGGAUUCAGGGCCUUGUCAAACCUAGGCUACUAGGUGGCCACUUCUGGGCCAAAGGACUCCCUUCUGCCAGGCUGGUGGGUCUCCAGGAGAGCUCCAGCCCUGUGUCUACCGCAUGCCACCAGGUCUACCCUCACUGGGCUGAGCCCAUGCGGUCAGUGCACCCAAGGCCAGUCCUGGAGAUCAUCACCCCCGGGGGGGGGGGCCUCUUGGCUGCCACUCAGGCCUCCUUGACAGCCAUGUGGACAUCCAAAUGAGCAUUUAGGCCCCCAUACCCUAGGUAAGACCAGGUCCUCCUCCAGCAAAGUGAUGACCCAGCUUGGUCACGUUUUGUGGCCAGGCAUUUAAAUUCCUGCUUAGCCCUCUGCCAGCCUGAGCAAACCUUUUCUGGCUCUGUCCCCCGUCGUCUCUGCUCCCUGCAUGCACAGGCCCUGGGGUCAGGGCUGCUGCUUUGCAGGACAACGCUCCAUGCUCUGGUCGCCCCAUCUCCAUCCUGACAACGGCCGGGGGGCCCUGCAGUGGCCAGGCUCACCGAGGUGGGGACGUGGGGGCAUUUCCUCUGGGCACAGACGUGGCAAUGGGCCAGAAACCAACUGAGAAAGUUGCUCUUCAGCCAGGGGUGGUCCAGCAAACCCCAAAGAGGAGGAGCGGACUGGGGCUGGGGUUGGGAGGGAAGGCAGGGCUGUCCCCAGCACCAAGGGGCACAGUGGGUCAGCCCAGCACCAGGCCCUAGGCAGCACAAACAGCAGCAUCCCUGAAGGCCACAUGCAGUGCCCACAGGACACCCCAUUGGGGACAGGGCAUCAGCAACUGGCACCCCCUGGAGAGGCGCUCUGGAUGCGUCCCGGCCAGCACUGAACUCUCAAUAGACGACGAAAGCCAUAUUUGUACUGAGCUCUGAACACGCCGAGGUGUGGGCUGCGGGGCAGGGCAGAGGACGGUCUGUGUUGUUGUGCUGUGUUCUUGUAUGUACAUAAAGGGAGACAACGAACAUCGAUGUUACUUUAUAACCUUUCUAAUAUCCUGUGCUAAUCUCGGAAAAUAAUCCUAUAAAUAUAUCUGGAUUACACACGU
Molecule: messenger RNA, 8300 nt
Organism: Struthio camelus australis
Lineage: Eukaryota; Metazoa; Chordata; Aves; Struthioniformes; Struthionidae
Source: RefSeq, a predicted model, not a curated record